Nematolebias whitei (Rio pearlfish) is the source of this 1042-nucleotide messenger RNA. RefSeq names its product FYVE, RhoGEF and PH domain-containing protein 1. Bases 8 to 1042 code for a protein of 344 amino acids. The record is from RefSeq and is a predicted model, not a curated record. The transcript has 5 exons. NCBI's taxonomy places the organism in Eukaryota, Metazoa, Chordata, Actinopteri, Cyprinodontiformes, Rivulidae.
GUGCAAAAUGCAGGGGCUUUCAGCGACUGACCUGCCUGCCUCCUCUGUGAAGUACCCGUGUGGAUCCUCGGACAACCGGUGCACCCCACGGCUGGUGAAGAAAGGUCCGCCCGCCAGACCAUGUCACGACAAGCCCGCCAUCAAACCGCGGCCCCCGCCCUCCGCCUCAUCCAGACCACCAACCGCUCAGAAACCUCAAGUGCCCCCUAAACCUGCUCAUCUUCUGGCCCUCGGGCAAGACAAGAAGCCUAAGAGGAUCCCUCCGGCGCCCUCGAGACCCCUGCCGGCACCCCCUCCUCCACCUAAACCCAAACCUUGUCUGAGCCCUCCUGUCCUGGAGGUGCAGCUGCAGAAAGAGGCUCAGAAAGUUGGACUGCUCAUAGAAAAGUUUGAGAACUCGAGGGUCCCCAUCCUGGGGGUGCUCCCACGGUCACAGCUGCAUCUGUUCCUGAGAAUGGACACUGCGUCAGACCUCCCUCCCUCCUCCGGUCCAGACUCCCCAGCAAAGGUUGCAGGAGACUCCUCUCCUGUGGACAAACUUACAUUCGGCUCCUCUGAACGGAUCGGCGGCGUGUCUGAACUCUCCCGUCUGGCCUCCAUGCACAUUGACGGCUCAGGUGACGUGGAGCUGGACAACAGCAGGAAGGACGAUAUCACGCAAGGGGUCGGCCGCCUGGACAACGGAACCCAAGAGGAGGACUCUUCCCAUAAACUCACGGACAAUCCCGACUCCUUGCAGCAGAACGGGAAGAUUCCCAAUCGGGAUAGCGGCAUCGACAGCCCGUCGUGCACCGCCGAAGGGGAGGUGUUCCCCAACGAAGACGCUAUCGAUGAGGAGGACCAUUAUGACAGCGUCACUGAAACGGAGAGCGUGUCCUGCUGUGUUACGCUGGACAAUAAGCGGGACUCAACACAGGAUGAGGACAGUGACUUAGAUGAGGGCAGCAGUGGGGAGAUACCUUCUCUCACAGACACACAGACUGUGUAUCUGAUAGACUCAAACUCAGAGGCGCACAAAGAGCUUCAGGUGAUUGCUCGAUGA